Phytophthora sojae is the source of this 2268-nucleotide messenger RNA. RefSeq lists its product as hypothetical. The record is from RefSeq and is a predicted model, not a curated record. The transcript is spliced from 2 exons. NCBI's taxonomy places the organism in Eukaryota, Oomycota, Peronosporomycetes, Peronosporales, Peronosporaceae. Bases 1 to 2268 code for a protein of 755 amino acids.
AUGGCGCGAAAAGUGUGGUUCCAUCUGGCAGACGCAACAACUCGUGGCGCGUACGCGGGUACCCAGGCAGCAUCCGUGUCAUCCGACGGUGUCAGUGAUAUAGAGGACCUGCGCAAGGCGAUUCGACAGAAGUAUCGUCAUGAUCAUCCGGAUAUCCUAGAGGGUAUCAUAGCGGAUCAACUGCGAGUCUACGCCAACGGAGCAGUGUAUGAGGACAAGGAUGGAGAGCCUCUGGAAGUCGACUCUCUGAUCGGCGCGCUUGGUGCAUCGAAGAAGGAUGCACUCAUCGUGGUAGUGCCGCCGCCGGCGCAGCGAGGUGGCGCAACUGUGGAAUCGCCAGAGGCGCAGUGGGAGAAGUUGUUGGAUUCGCUGGAGUGGAAGAAGCCGAGGCGUCUUUGCGCAAGCUCUGGACAAGAUUGGCCGUAUCAAGGGGAAUCAGAGCUUGCGGGUCAUCUUGUGGAGCCGCUUGCACUGCAUUAUACUGCCUGGUAUCUCCAGAACGAGGACAAGCAGAAUCACGCCAUCAACCUAGUGCUGAGUGGACCAGGCACGGGAAAGUCGCGCAUGCUGGAUCAAAUGAAGGGCUUGAUGUGUGCAGCUGCUGCCCUCUCGAACAACCGAAAGCUCAAAGAGAGAAUGGAGAACGCAUUUGUGUUUAGUGUGACGUUCGAAAACGGCACUUCGGCGACUGGAUCAUUACUUGAUCGUGACAAUCCUGAGUUCGACAUCAGCUACCGAAUGCUCUACCAACUCUCGAAAGACAAAAAAGCGUGGCCGGUGUUUGUUGACAAGCUGCGCAUGAUGUGCUCAUCACUUCCUUUGCGUAUUCAGAUCGUGAUUGACAUUUUGGCCAAACUGAAAGGGAUUGACGAUGUGAAGAAAAUGACGGUGAUUUUGUGUGUCGAUGGCCUCCAGAAGCUGGUCAAUGAUGGUACCAAAAGCUGCGACUUCUACCGCGUGUUGGCUUCAGUCUGCAGCUUCUUGAAUUCGUCCAGAGCGUUUGCUGUUUGUGUUUGUUCGGCAACCGUUCAAAGUCCCGUCGAUAAGGCACUUUCGGACUCUCCUCAGAAGCGCGUGUUUCUAGUCCCACCUCCAUUACGUGGCCACGAAGUCCUGCCAACGAAGACAAGGAUCGAGAAGCAGUUGGUAGACGACAUGGGUGGGCAUGGACGAGCUCUGGAAACACUACAACUCUUUCUGAGCCACUACACGAAAGACCAAUUGGAGGAAAUGGACCCAACAUGGAUGUUUGAGAAAGUGUGCGAUGCGUUGCGACUCCAAUAUGGUGAUAUCUUUGCGUCUCCGUUUUUCCAAGAUCCGUACAAUUGCCGAGAAGUGCUCGCCGCAAUCCUCUCUCGUCGUCGUUAUAAGCUGUUUGAUCGUAUUGGGCGCACGGACAUGACCGUAGAUUGUCUUCGAAGCUUCGGAUUGUUCCGAUGGGGCGCGGAAGGCCAUUUGGAAUGCGCUUUCAUUCUUCUUGUGCUGCUGAUGCAGAAACUCCCGAAGAAGCUCGGAGGAGUAGAUAAUUUCGACGACCAUCUCACGCGUACGGUUUUGGUAUGGCAGCGAUUUGAACAAUUCGUGGCGUUUUACCGUCGAGUGAAAUCGAUCGCCUACUGCGAGACUCCGGUCGCACUGUCCAGUUUCCACGCUGGCGCUCGUUUUGGUGCUAUCCAAGACAUUAUUAUAACAGAGCCGACUUCACGCACUGUCGUGGAAGCACUGCGCCAAGAAGAUACAAAAUCCAGUUCCGAUGAUUCGACUGCUUCAGCUGGCGACUUAUUUAUGCGAGUUCAAUUGAAGGUCGGUCGUCAAAACGUCCAAUGCAACGAAGUGAUUCAAUGCAAGCUGCUUCAAACCAAACAGAAGAUAGACGAAGACGCGUAUGCCAAAGAACGAGCUAAAGCGGCAAACGAAAGCUCGGAUGUAUUUUUGCUCGUUACGCCAGCACAAGCGACAGAGUUUGAUCUUCCUCCACGAUGUGGACUUGUUUCAGCAAACGAUUUUGGCCGAUAUUUUGGACCGUUUACAAGUCGCGCGUAUCGGAGUUUUCUGGAGCCACCAAAUAUCAACACAGCUUCAUUCCAUGAGUUACGUCGACUCGAGGGCGUGGGUGACGCAACUGCCGCGAAGAUUAUCGCUGAGAGAACGAUACGCCGAUUCUCGAAUCUCGAAGAUGCAUUGAAUCGACUGGUUCCAAGCAAGAAAGGCAAGACCGCCAUGAUUCUGAGCCGCAUGCAUUACGAUGACGAUGAGGCUGAUCUGUAA